Brachypodium distachyon (stiff brome) is the source of this 1106-nucleotide messenger RNA. RefSeq names its product probable plastid-lipid-associated protein 8, chloroplastic. Bases 47 to 712 code for a protein of 221 amino acids. The record is from RefSeq and is a predicted model, not a curated record. The transcript has 4 exons. Lineage: Eukaryota; Viridiplantae; Streptophyta; Magnoliopsida; Poales; Poaceae.
GAGAAAUGCCCGGCUAGCGCCUCGCCACACAAUACGGCAGAGGGAAAUGGCGGCUUCUGCAGCGCCCUCUUGCAUCCGCAUCCUCUCCUCCGCACCUCCUUCACUGGCCGCUCUCCACCGUCCACACCGCCGGCGCAUACCCUCCUCCGUUCGAUGCUCCCUCGCGGCAGCGCCCGGUCUCCGGGCGCCGCCGGAGCUCGUCGACUCCAUCCUCUCCAAGGUGAAGGGAACUGACCGGGGAGUGCUGCUGCCGGAAGAGGGCCAUCAGGAGGUCGCCGACGCCGCGCUGCAGCUGGGGAAGUACUGCAUCGAUGAGCCCGUCAAGUCCCCCCUUAUAUUCGGAGAGUGGGAGGUUGUUUAUUGCUCGGUGCCGACAUCCCCUGGGGGGAUUUACCGGACUCCUCUCGGUAGGCUAGUCUUCAAAACCGAUGACAUGGUUCAGGUGGUGGAAGCCCCGGACAUCGUCAGGAACAAAGUGACAUUUUCCAUCUUUGGUCUCGACGGCUCGGUAUCUUUGAAAGGCAAGCUGAAUGUAUUGGACAGUAAGUGGAUUCAGGUCAUAUUUGAGCCUCCAGAACUGAAGGUAGGCUCCUUGGGGUUUCAGUAUGGUGGAGAGAGCGAAGUCAAGCUGGAAAUCACCUAUGUGGACGAGAAGAUCAGGCUAGGAAAAGGAUCUAGAGGCUCGCUCUUCGUCUUCUUGAGACAAGGAUAGAAGGACCCCGCAGCCUGGAGACACGUAUCUUACCAUACCAGAUACCAUCACUAUAUCUGCAUAUGCUUUUGACUGCAAGGGAUAUCAAUGAAAUGGUCAUCUGUACAAUAACUGCAUUCAGCUAUAAAUUCAGAGGUCAAAUCCACCAGCAGUUCUCCGGAUAUUUCAACCUGAAGCAGAUAUCCUCGUCGUAGUGAUCAAACUUGUUUGUAGUACGAGUAAAUUGCAUAUAUUUUCUACUAGUACAAGAGUAAGUUUUGGUUUUGUGAAGAUGGGGUUUUCUGCAGUAAGCUCUUGUAGUAUUCACACUGAUGUCGUCGUACUUGGAUGUAUUUGGAUAGUGUUCUGUUUGAAAUUUUCUCUAUGCAUGAAUACAUCCAUCUGAUUGAACCAA